UUUGCGAGAGUGACUUCCCUUUAACUAGAGCUCCGCGAACGGGCUAUAUUGCUGUGAGGAGCUUGGCAGUGAUGGCGACAGCAAUGUUGAAUAUUGUUCGCUUACAAAAUAUCAACACAUUUUAUAAAUCUGUCACGCCACGCAUAUCACAGGGCUUGAAAUGUUUCUCGACCAGCAAAAGACACGAUGCCAAGUUCUUUAAGAAUGCAGGUGAAGCUGUGUCUGAUAUUCCAGAUGGAUCCAAACUUCUGGUUGGAGGGUUUGGUCUUUGUGGCAUCCCAGAAAACUUGAUCAGAGCUUUGAUUCACAAACAAGUCAAAGUUCUAACUGUUGUCAGCAACAAUGCAGGCGUUGAUAAUUUUGGACUGGGUCUUCUGCUGAAAGAAAGACAGAUCAAGCGAAUGAUCUCAUCGUAUGUCGGAGAAAAUGCAGAGUUUGAGCGUCAAUAUUUAUCUGGGGAGUUGGAAGUGGAACUGACACCACAGGGCACCCUUGCUGAGAGGAUCCGUGCUGGUGGCGCCGGUGUGCCAGCCUUCUUCACUCCCACUGGCUAUGGCACUCUCAUACAUGAAGGUGGAGCACCUAUCAAAUACAACUCGGACGGCUCCAUUGAUAUUGCCAGCAGUCCAAGGGAGUGUCGGACUUUCAGUGGUGUGCCCUACAUUAUGGAGGAGGCCAUAACAGGGGACUUUGCCCUGGUGAAGGCCUGGAAGGCAGAUAAAGCAGGAAACCUCACAUUCAGGAAGACAGCACGUAACUUCAACCCACCAAUGUGUAAAGCCGCGACCAUUACUAUAGCUGAGGUGGAGGAGAUUGUGGAUGUUGGAGAAAUCCCUGCAGAAGAUGUCCAUGUGCCCCACAUUUAUGUGCAGCGUGUCAUCCGUGGACCAAAGUAUGAGAAGAGGAUUGAGAGGUUGCGGUUGACAAAAGAAAAAACAAAGGAUGAAUCUCAUGAUGCUGGCGCUCUGAUGAGGGAGAGGAUAAUCAAGCGAGCUGCUGUGGAAUUCCUUGACGGCAUGUAUGUAAACCUUGGUAUUGGAAUGCCCAUGUUGGCCAGCAACUUUAUCCGCCCGGGUAUCAACGUCAACCUGCAGAGUGAGAACGGCAUCCUUGGACUGGGUCCGUUCCCCCGUCCUGGUGAGGAGGAUGCAGACCUCAUCAAUGCAGGCAAGGAAACUGUGACUAGCAUAGAGGGUAGCUCAUACUUCUCCAGUGAUGAGUCUUUCGCCAUGAUUAGAGGGGGCCAUGUAAGCUUGACCAUCUUGGGAGCAAUGCAGGUAUCCAGAUGUGGGGAUCUAGCAAACUGGAUGAUUCCGGGGAAGAUGGUGAAGGGGAUGGGUGGUGCCAUGGACCUGGUGUCCAGCCACAAGACAAAGGUCAUUGUCACAAUGGAACAUGCUGCAAAGGGUGGGAAGCACAAGAUCCUGUCUGAGUGCAGCCUUCCGCUGACUGGCAAGCAGUGUGUGGACAUGAUCAUCACAGAGAAGGGAGUGUUCACAGUGAGUCCCGAGGAAGGGUUGACGCUGAUCGAGAUAGCUGAUGGUGUGACCGUAGAGGACAUUGUGGAGAUAACAGGGGCUGAGUUCAAGGUGUCCCCAAACCUCCAGCCUAUGGCCCAGGUUCAGGUUUAGGUCCAGUGUUUAUGGUGCCAGCUCUACUGCACUACAGUCAGCACUGGCUUCCUGAUCCACCUGCAGACGAGGUAUUGGAGCAUGAGUUCCUGAUUUCAAGAUGCAGCUAUUAUUUACAGUGUGAUACUAUUAGUCUCAUGGGAUUAGACUAUACAAACUAACACGAAUAACACAAUAAUUUUUUUUGUGUAAGCUUCUAAACCAGCUGAUAUGCUUGUGUCACAUAUCAGGGUUCCUGGUGUGAAGGUCUUGUUACUGUCAAGCAUCUAUGUAGGUGAUGAAAUGACUACCUUUGUGACAUGUCUCCUCUGGCAUGUUGCACACAUGAAUUAAAAUGUAAAGAAGGUAACACAGUAAGCAAGUUUGGGCAUAUCUACUUGUUGAAGAAAACUACAGGUCACCUUCACAUUCUCGUUUGCUUUUAAUAAUGUUUAAUGAAUUACCCUGACCAGAGAUUACUUCACAGCAUUUUGUCAUGUUGUGAAUCCGUCACAUAGGCAGUUCUGGAUCCAACAAACAUUAAACUGAAUGUAAGAUGAAGCACCAAACCUACAUAACAUUCUGUGUUCUUGUAUGCUCAGGGAGAACUGAUGUGACGUAAAUGAAUCCAAACUUCAGUUGUGUAUGCUUUGAUAGUACAGAAUUAACCUAUGAUUGUGGGUUCGAAUCCCAGUUCACCCCAAUUAUGUUUCUAGGUUUGUCAGCACCAUACCUGUGCUCGUGGAUUUCCCAAAAGUGGUAAACAUUGGAGACCUAGAUCACUUACAGGCUUUCCUCCCACAUAAAGCUGAAAUGCUGUCAUAUAAUAGGAAUACUGGUUGGCAUUAAAACAAACUCACUCCAAAUGUGUGUCUGCUAGACAAGAUCAUGCCCUGCUUCAUGCAGUGGGAUGUUGCCUGUGCAGCCACACAACUCUCAGAUUGGGCAUUGUUUUCCAUUCAAAUAUGACUGCCUGUUUUGCUGUUCACAGUAUUAUAUUCUAUAACAACUUGUAGUCUGUAUGUUCUUUUGGUGUAGGAUAAUUGACUGUGUCGUGUGUAUUUAGAAGUUUACUUUGAUAUGUGUGUAAUAAACAGAAUAGCGUCAAACCCCAGCCUACUGAAUGGGGAACCUGGUACUGUACUGUGUUGGAUGCAGUCCUGUCUCGGUAGUAGAGGUGGAUCUAACACACAACUUUUAUCUAGGUGUCUCUUGGUUAAUGAUGAAACUGUGUGUGUGCUUGAGUGUGCUUGGAAGGUGGAGGGCAAUAGUGCUUCAUUUUAAGCUAACAGAUCACAUUUUAUAUCCUCUUUUAAUAUAAGUAUUUUAUUUAAGAUGUACAUAUAUUUCCUUUUACACAUUGGAUAAUUUUUAAUCAGUAACGUUUUAUUAUAAGCAGAUGUUUUAUGUCUACCAGUAGUUUAUGAAGCUAUUGAGUGUACUGGUAAAUACAGCUCCAACUCAUGUUCCUUUGGGACUUCUUGGGCGGUCGGGUAGCCUAGUGGUUAAAGCGUUCGCUUGUCACGCUGAAGACCCAGUUUUGGUUCCCUACAUGAGUACAAUGUGUGAAGCCCUUUCUGUUGUCCCCUGCCAUGAUGUUGCUGGAAUAUUGCUAAAAGCGGUGUAAAACCAUACUCACGCACUCACCUUAGGGACAUCUCAAAGCCCAGUGUAAUCGGUCCACAUUGCUGGAGGUUUAUGCAUCUUUCAAAGAUAGAAAUUACGGCUGUUUCUGAUUCAGUGAGUACGUUAUUCUGGUAUGCAACUAUAAAAUAAGAGGACUGAAAUUAUCAGCUUGAAUGUAUUUCAAGGCUGGAAGAUGCAAGUUGGUCAUACCAUUGCUGCUUGUAUUGCUGAUAAAAUGGCAAAGUCAGAGGCAGUAUACAGUUGUGUAGAAUCUUUACAAUUUCACCAGAACAGCUGGAAGGUCGAGUUCCUCAACAGUUCACUAAGUCUCUAACACAGGGAUGAAGAAUGGAAAGAUUGUGAUAAGAUGUAAAUAAUGAAAUAAACAUUUGAACUGUA
Messenger RNA from Haliotis rufescens (red abalone), 3635 nucleotides. Its product is annotated as succinyl-CoA:3-ketoacid coenzyme A transferase 1, mitochondrial-like. Gene Ontology annotation, biological process: ketone body catabolic process. The record is from RefSeq and is a predicted model, not a curated record. Gene Ontology annotation, cellular component: mitochondrion. Gene Ontology annotation, molecular function: succinyl-CoA:3-oxo-acid CoA-transferase activity. The transcript has 15 exons. Lineage: Eukaryota; Metazoa; Mollusca; Gastropoda; Lepetellida; Haliotidae. Bases 72 to 1631 code for a protein of 519 amino acids.